Heterotrigona itama is the source of this 4099-nucleotide messenger RNA. Lineage: Eukaryota; Metazoa; Arthropoda; Insecta; Hymenoptera; Apidae. The record is from the annotation of a GenBank genome assembly.
AAAUAAAUAUAUAUAUAUAUAUAUUUAAUAAACUUCUAGCCAGCGGACGAAACACAUUUACCGAGUAAGUUUGGCCCUCCUAAACUUUCAGACCGCGAAACACCCGCGCGUUUUUCGGGUAACCACAAAUUAGAUUUGGAUGCUCCUCCGAUGGUUUCCUCUCUGCAAAUAUCUUUCAGAAACAAUUAUUCAAAGCAGUUCCUUUCGUUUGCGCAAUGCACAGUGCCAGUGAUCAGUGCCUGUUGUGUGUACGUUAAUUUCCCUCUGACUAUAUAGUUUUGGGUAUUUGUCAAUUACGUGCUCCUGUGUAGCAUGUCCAAACACUAAUGAAAUGCUUUGAACAAUCGUCAAACUGCAAACGCGAUUUGCUACCGAGUGCGAUUGAAUUGUGUUGCUUCUACAUCUCUCGGUCUUGCAAAUUUCAGAUAUUUUUAGAUCCUUUUUUUACAGUUGCCUUGGUUUAUAAACAUUUAUAACAUUUUGGUUAAGUUUGGGUGUUACAAAGGAAUCACAAAGUAAGGAUAAUACCGAAUGUUAUGAUUUUUAUCUUUUACAAUCUAGCUAGUAGAAAUAGAUUGUUAUUUCGUUACAUUUUGUCGUUUGAGGUUUUGUUUUUAUUUACGUGUAAUUUAAGUGGUAAGUGUGUAACACACUUUUAUAUCAUAUAUACAUAUAUAUUGGGAUAUGCAUAAUCGUUGGAUAAAGAUAUGCUUGAAAAGAAGAUUAAUAGUUGGUAAAACAAACAUGAAUUGAAUGUUGAUAGAUGUAAUUAAUUUUGCUUUAACCUAUGAAUAAAAUAUCGAGAUGUUAAUUUGAAGCAAAUACUUCCCUUUGAUAUUGAUGCACACGUACAAUGUCAAGAGCAUUAACGCGUUGAACUAUUUUAGAACCGUGUUUGUAGAUUCAAAGUGUAUUGUAACAAAAGUGUAUUAUAAAAAAUUGGCUACAUUUGAUAUUAUGUAAUAUUUUGUCGCAUUAUAAAGUACACAAACAUCGUAUACGGUAUAUAUUGAAGCAUUGAAGCAUCGAAGCAUUGAAGCAUUGUGCAAACAUAAAGCGUCAAAUAUUUACCAGACAAGUUUCAGAAAGUAAUGAGUUUUUUUAUGAGACGUUUAAGAGACGUUAAUAUGUCUUACCUAAUUUAUAUUUAUAUUUCUACGUUUAGAUUGUUAGAUUAGAUGUAGAUAACAUAAACGCUAAACGCAGUGCUAAAUGUGCUGACCAGAGGUGCUGACAGAUUUAUUUUACUCUUAGAUAUGAGACGCAAGAGCGAAAGAAAUAAAGCAAAAGCAGCAAGUCCGGAGAAGGAGGUUGAACGAGUAACGCGAAAGUCAACUCGAAGAUGCGUAAAGCAAGUGACGUCAACAUCCCCGGAGCAAGAGAACGUGGAGGAAACAGCAAAGAGCUUGAGCAAUAAAGUGACGGAGAAAAAGUCAGCAGCUUACGUACAGAGAAGGGAACAAGUGGAAGAGCAACAGAGUGAGAAGGUGUUACCUAGCGAAGCGGAUGUGAAGACCAAGUUGACGCGAGAAGAGGAAGAAGACAAUAAUAGUGGAUCAGUUUGGAAAGUGUCAAGAGCCGACGCGUCGCCUGGCGAGAUACAGAAAUUAAAAUUAUCUAGACAGCAUCAUAACACGUCAGAAAGAUUAUCUGAUACUUCUUUAAAUAGGAAAAAAUCGAACAAGUGGCAGGAAAGUGGUGAGGGAGUUGCAGAGGAGGUUGACUCGGCAGACAUGCAACUGGUUUCUUGUACGAGAAUAGCCAGUAGCGCUGAACAGCCGAACGAUCCCUCCUCUUCAUACCCAGGCCAGGACUCCAAUGAAGAGGUAAGUGAUAGCAAGGAGAUCCUGCCUGAAACCACUUCAGCCAACUUGUCUGACGAUAAACCAAACAUAGAUCAGCAAGGUGAAUCAAAUGAGGCAAAUUUCUCCAACGAAAACGCUGAUAGUGCACCCGUUAAGUCGAGCGACACGACAACCAUGUCGUCCAUGGCUCCUAGUUCGAAUGGUAAUCGCUCGUCCGAGGAGACAAACCAAAUUAUACCAAAGGAAGAGAAAUCCGCGGAAGACGACACUAACAAAGUGGAAAAGACAGUGGAAAUAUUUCAUUCCACCACCACCACCACCACAACCAAUAAAGAAACUAGCUCCGAGUGUGUUGAAAACACUCGGAAAGAUUCGAGCAGCGAGGACGAAGAGGAAAAGGGGAAAGCUCGCGAGCUAAAUCAGCUAAAUCGUCCGAGUUCGUCGUCCGAAUCGAAUGACGAGAUUCACGCCAAGAGCAACAGAGCAGCUAGUGGCAGGAUACAAAGUGCCAGUCGCAGAAAACAUCGGACAAAGUAUCGAGAUUCGUCGAAUUCCGACACGGCAGAUUCCGAGGAUGAACCUUCUAUUAAGAGAGAACUUGAAAUCGAUGUCUACAUGCAAGAAGAGAAAGCAAAUGUCGAGGAUCCCCACAAACAGAUCACAAUAGAUCAUCGUUCCGAGUCACCGAAAGCGAGAAACAAUUUCUUAUCGAACAACAUGGAGAUGGAUGUGGAGCAUUUACUCGGCGAACCGAGUAAACAAAAGUUAGAUAAUAAUAGUCUAACCGAGAAGUCGGAAUAUCCUGUAUCGACAACGACUCAAUUGGUGACUUACAAACCUGUGAAAGUAAAUUUGAAAAGAUCAUUGAAAAUCACGAUAGCACCGAACAAGAUUCAAAAUGCGCUCCUAGAAAACGUCGAUGGGGCACUGCAUUGUCCACUGAUACUGCACCUUCGUUUUCAAUUUCUACGGAUUCGCUGAAAGCAUUGGUGCCCGGAGCAAGGCCGUUAUCGAUAAACGAGGUUCGUCUUUCGAAAGACGACGAUGAAGAUAGAGAUCGUUAUCGAGUUAACGAAAAGUGGCACAAUUCUACCGAAGGAGUGAAUGAUAACAAAUCAGGUGACGAGAAUAUCAUGCAAAAAAAUGGUGCAACAAAGAAGGGAGACCCAAAAAUAGAUAAUCACAUAGCAAGGCGUAAAAUAUCGAUUGUUAAGGAAGUGCCACAUGUAAAAUCUCCGAGCCCACCUGCUACGAAGCCUACAAAUAUCCUUUUGAUUAAGAACUUGGUUCGUCCUUUUACUUUGAAUCAAAUUAAAGAACUUUUGUCGCGUACUGGCACAAUCGUCGAAAAUGGAUUUUGGAUGGAUAGAAUCAAGUCCAAAUGUUUUGUAGAGUAUGCCAACGAGGAUCAGGCAUUUGAAACGAGACAAGCUUUACAUGGUAUAUCUUGGCCGGUUUCAAACCCGAAAAGGCUCCAUGUUGAAUAUGCGACCAAAGACGAUAUGGAAUUGGCACGUGAAUUGUCGAAAGACCAGUCCGUCCCGAGAAAAACGGAACCUCUUAUACCGUCUGAUUCGUGGCAGCAGGAUUGGAACCGCGAAGAGAGGACAAGUACAAAGGUGAUGGUAGUUCGGGAAUGGGAUCUUGGUAAAGAAGACGGUCAACAGCAUAUAAAGGAAAAGGAACGUGAAAAGAAAGAACAUGAGAAAAAAAGGCGGCAGAGGAGCCGGAGUCCAGCAGUGGAAGCACACCUUCCAGCUCCAGCUCGUAAAUUUAAAAAAAAAGAGGACGAACCACCGCCAGCGAAGCUCUUAGACGAUCUUUUUAGAAAGACAAAGGCAACACCAUGCAUAUAUUGGUUACCACUCACGAAUGAACAGAUAGUCGUAAAAGAAGAAAUGAGAAGGCAACAUAUGGCAGAACACGCGCGCAGACUAGAAGAGAUGAGACGCGCUGAGAGAAAUAACAGGGACGGUCGUCGUCGUCGUAGCCCGAGGAAAUAGUUCUUUGAUCGGCCACUUUCGAUAAACGUACCUUUUCCUCUUUGAUGCAAAAAUUUCAUUUUCGAUUAGUUACAUUUUUACAAAUGAUGAUUUACGGAUCACGGAAAGACGAAUCUUUUCAUUUUACAUUAGAGACGGACUUGCCGAAAAAGCUCCUUCGAUUUUGCUUUCUCAAUUGUUUCGCGAUUUGCUAUUUUACGAUUAACGGUUUAACAACAAUAUAGCGUUAGAGUUUGCGUUUAUUAUUCUUCUACUGUCUUUUUUCUUUUCUUGCUCUUUCUUUUCAUUUUA